GAUAUUUAAAAACCCAUUUUACACAGAGGUUGCUACUGCAGCAACACGUGUUGGUUUAGCUUUGUGUGCUUCUUCUGAUGCACAAAUUCAGGGGCCUUUUCCAGCAGAGUUUGUUGUGAGAUCACAGGUCGGGAGGAUGACCGCUCGAGUGGAUUUCUCAUUGAUUGCUGCUUUGUGGUAUCUUUUUGGAUACUUGAGCAUAACUCAUGCUAUUCAAAGACAAAACACAGUGGAUGGUUUUUGUCCGGCGACGCUGACGUUCGUGCCGGCCCGUCGAGGAUGUUCUUCUGAUGAAGACUGCCCUGGAGGACACAAAUGCUGUCGAUUUGACUGUGGGCCUGUUUUGAAGCCGGGUCAGUGUCCCCUACCAGAGAUGAUUUCUCACUGUGUGCGGAAAGCUGUUUCCAUGAUGGCCCAGUGUCCUGCCACACAGAAGUGUUGCCCAACCACCGGUGGGCUUUGCAUGUCAGGAAGCGGUCAGGGACAAGGCCAGGGACAAGGCCAGGGACAAGGCCAGGGACAAGGCCAGGGACAGGGCCAGGGUCAGGGACAAGGCCAGGGACAGGGCCAGGGACAAGGCCAGGGAAGCGGACAGGGUCAGGGACAAGGCCAGGGUCAGGGACAGGGACAAGGCCAGGGAAGCGGACAGGGUCAGGGACAGGGACAAGGCCAGGGAAGCGGUCAGGGACAAGGCCAGGGUCAGGGACAAGGCCAGGGUCAGGGACAAGGCCAGGGUCAGGGACAAGGCCAGGGUCAGGGACAGGGACAAGGCCAGGGAAGCGGACAGGGUCAGGGACAGGGACAAGGUCAGGGACAAGGCCAGGGACAGGGACAAGGCCAGGGAAGCGGACAGGGUCAGGGUCAGGGACAAGGCCAGGGUCAGGGACAGGGACAAGGCCAGGGAAGCGGACAGGGACAAGGCCAGGGAAGCGGACAGGGUCAGGGACAAGGCCAGGGAAGCGGACAGGGUCAGGGACAAGGCCAGGGAAGCGGCCAGGGUCAGGGACAAGGCCAGGGAAGCGGCCAGGGUCAGGGACAAGGCCAGGGAAGCGGCCAGGGUCAGGGACAAGGCCAGGGAAGCGGCCAGGGUCAGGGACAAGGCCAGGGAAGCGGCCAGGGUCAGGGACAAGGCCAGGGAAGCGGCCAGGGUCAGGGACAAGGCCAGGGUCAGGGACAAGGCCAGGGAAGCGGCCAG
Molecule: messenger RNA, 1195 nt
Organism: Carassius auratus (goldfish)
Lineage: Eukaryota; Metazoa; Chordata; Actinopteri; Cypriniformes; Cyprinidae
Product: glycine-rich cell wall structural protein 1.8-like
Exons: 4
Cellular component (GO): extracellular region
Molecular function (GO): peptidase inhibitor activity
Source: RefSeq, a predicted model, not a curated record